Molecule: messenger RNA, 852 nt
Organism: Pseudoliparis swirei
Lineage: Eukaryota; Metazoa; Chordata; Actinopteri; Perciformes; Liparidae
Product: saxitoxin and tetrodotoxin-binding protein 1-like
Exons: 7
Coding region: 94-807 (237 amino acids)
Source: RefSeq, a predicted model, not a curated record
UUAUUAUUAUCUUUAUUUAACAGAUAAACCGAUCCAGACUCAGUGGUGGACGUGUGUCUCCUCUGAGAGACGAGAGGACGUCCAGGGGUCCAGAUGGAGGUCCGGUGCAGACCAGCUGGACCUGGACAGAACCACGCUGCUGAUCUGAGGAGGAUGAGUUCCCUGAAGGCAGCGCUGCUGCUGCUGCUGUUGGCGGCCGUCACCACGGCGACCCCGGGCACCGAGGACUGCGACGGUGUGAAGAAGCUGUCCACGUCGAACCUGCACGAGGUCAUGGGGGACUGGGUGCUGGUCUGGUCUGUGACGGACCACGCAGAGGGCUGGGACCUGUUGCCCAACAUCUCCAGUUCCCACGUGGAGUUCAGACUUCUCCAUGGCAACCGCACGGUGCAGCUCAAGGAGAGAAACCUGUACCGGGACGAGUCGUGUUCCAACUACUUCAUGAACUUCACGGUGGCCGACGCAGGAAACCACACGCUGGACGUCAUCGCCGCCACGUUGGAGAAGGACGGCGUUGGCAGUGACUUGAACCAAUCGAUACAGAUAGAUUUCUACGAGAGCUGCUCCGAGUGUCUGAUGGUGGUCUACACGUCGCCAGCGGGCCGAUACCUGCUCAACUACAAGAGGGAGGGGCGUCACCGGGACGUGGAGGAGAUGACGUCUCACCACAACGCCCACGAGCGACUCGCCAAGUGUCUGAGGAUCAGUCACGACCAACACUUCAGCUACGACGGAGCCGCAGAUUUCUGUCACAGGAAGUCGUCUCCGGCGGCGGAUGACGCCGCGGCGCCGGUUCUUCCUGAGUGACGACGUGUCAACAAAUAACCAAUAAAACAACAACAACAACUCAAA